Aspergillus brunneoviolaceus CBS 621.78 is the source of this 294-nucleotide messenger RNA. RefSeq lists its product as uncharacterized. The record is from RefSeq and is a predicted model, not a curated record. Bases 1 to 294 code for a protein of 97 amino acids. Lineage: Eukaryota; Fungi; Ascomycota; Eurotiomycetes; Eurotiales; Aspergillaceae. The transcript is spliced from 3 exons.
AUGCAGCGGAUCUUCCUGAGCUCGCCUGCGGAUUGGCGACUUGGACCAUCAGCUUAUCGCUACACAACCAUUGGCCCUGAUCCCUUUGCCACGUUGUUAUUGGCCCGCAGACUGGACGGUCGCCGCCUCUCCAGGGCGAUGUUCCCGCCGCCGCAACUUCGGGCAAACUGGAACCCGCCUGGAGUCGAUUAUGUAAUGGUUAUGACUGUCGCGGUGGCUUUAUUUCCCUUUCCGGCUAGCUCUUCCGUUGUACCUCGGCCGUUGAGGGCGGAUCUUCUGCUGACCGACCGUUGA